Coffea eugenioides is the source of this 1029-nucleotide messenger RNA. RefSeq lists its product as uncharacterized. The record is from RefSeq and is a predicted model, not a curated record. Bases 1 to 1029 code for a protein of 342 amino acids. The transcript has 3 exons. Lineage: Eukaryota; Viridiplantae; Streptophyta; Magnoliopsida; Gentianales; Rubiaceae.
AUGACUUUGAGGAGUGGAAGAGAAGUAGAGGGGCCUAAACUCAUGAUUUCAAAGGAUAAAAGUGAGGAUCGAAUCGAGAAGGAGCUUGAGAAGGAAGGAAUAGGAAAAACAAAUUCAGAGGUAACCCCUGAGCCAAUGAUUAAAAUUCGGUCCAACUCACCAUAUUUUCCUAGCAAGUUGGAGAAAUCGAAAAAUCAAGAUAAGGAGAAGGAGAUUUUGGAGGAAUUUUGUAAGGUAGAGAUAAACAUCUCCUUGUUGGAAGCCAUUAAACAGGUCCCAAGAUAUGCAAAAUUUUUGAAAGACUUGUGCGUCAAUAGAAGGAGACUAAAAGGAGAUGAAAGAGUUAUCGUGGGGAAGAACGUGUCAGCCGUUCUUCAAAGGAUACUCCCACCCAAAUGCGGGGAUCCAGGACCGUUGAAAGCAACGGGAAUUAUAAUUCACUUGGCUGAUCGAACGAAUGCAUACUCUGAUGGACUAAUUGAAGAUGUUUUAGUUAAGUUUAAUGAACUGAUUUUCCCAACUGAUUUUUAUGCUUUGGACAUGGAUGAUGACCAUUCUCCAGACCCUUCACCUUUGCUAUUAGGUAGACCUUUCUUAAUUACAACACACACAAAAAUUGAUGUUAACAACGGCACUUUAUCUAUGGAGUUUGAUGGGAAAAUUGAAGUUUUUGAUAUUGAUAGUAGGAAUGAGCUGGAAGGAGCUUUAACCGAGUACAUGGAGUUGUCAAUAACCCAUGAAAAGGAUGCAGACAGUGAAUUGCAAAAUAUGGUCAGGGCAUUACAAUCCUUAGCAACCAUAACAAGGUAUGGGCUUGCUUCUAUUUUUAUGCCCGAACCUUACCAAAAAUUAUUGUCAUCUAUUGUGCAAGCACCAGUUCUAGAAUUGAAACCCUUACCAGACCAUCUGAAGUAUGCCUACCUUAGCGACAAUGAGACCCUCUCGGUGAUUAUCUCUGCUAAAUUGUCACCGACCCAAGAGAAUAAGCUGAUUCGAGUUCUUAAAGAUCAUAAGAAGACAAUAUGGUAG